Stegodyphus dumicola is the source of this 672-nucleotide messenger RNA. Its product is annotated as piggyBac transposable element-derived protein 4-like. The record is from RefSeq and is a predicted model, not a curated record. NCBI's taxonomy places the organism in Eukaryota, Metazoa, Arthropoda, Arachnida, Araneae, Eresidae.
AUGCCAAAGGAGCUUUCAAAAUCAAAACUGAGAAGAGGAGAAGUUCGAAGUCUCUCCAGUCGAGGUUUACUAGCUUUGAGAUGGUGUGACAAUAUAUACUCAGCAGCAAACAUUGUAAUGCUGACAUCGUGGAUACGAGAAAAAAGAGAGAGGAAAGAUGGAAAAGAGGAGAAUGUUUUAAAACCAAGUUGUGUGAUUGAAUACAAUAACGGAAUGGGAGGCGUCGACAAAAAUGAUCAACAGUUGCCGUGUUUUCCGGUUAUGCGAAAAUAUAUAAAAGAAUAUAAGAAAAUAUUUUUUUACAUGUUUGACAUUGCACUCUGCAAUUCAUAUGUUUUAUAUAACAAAAUCAAUAAUACCAACAAAAUCGGAAUUGGGAGCUUUCGACUGGACAUAGCAGAACAAAUCCUACAAAAAGUUACACUACCGGAUUAUAAAACCCGAGGACGUCCUUCAUGUAGUGACACCCCGGCUAGGUUGCAGGCUAAAAGAUGGGGACAUUUUGCAGAAUACAUUCCUUCAACUCAGAAUAAAAGAAAACCUACUAAGAGGUGCCGUGUGUGUUACAAGAAUAAAAUUAGAAGUGAGACUCCCUGGCAGUGUAAGCAAUGCAGGAUUCCUUUGCACUUACCAGAGUGUUUUGAAAAGUACCACAGGCUUGAAGAUUAUUAA